AAAUGGCAGGAGGGUUUUGCCGAAUUGCCAGAGCUGAUUAACAGUUUGCUCCUACUACUUUGGACUUUGGAUCUUCUCGCCGGCUCCAAGAAUUGCCGAUUGCAAAACCCAAAUUGCCACUGCAAUGGAAGCCUCAAACACUUGUGAUACAGGUUCUGAUCUGAAACCCGAGGUCAUAUAUCGCUGCAAGAAAUGCCGGAGAAUUGUUGCUUCAGCAGAUCAAGUUGUGGCUCAUCAGCGCGGAGGUGGACAAAAAUGUUUUAAGUGGAAAAAGAGGAGUGAUGGUGAUGAUGAUGCUGAACCCGAAUGCUCGUCUAUUUUCGUGGAACCCAUGAAGUGGAUGCAAACAUUGGAAGAAGGUUGCGUGCAGGAUAAGCUUCAGUGCGUGGGCUGCAAAGCGCGUCUGGGCUACUUCAACUGGGCAGGCAUGCAAUGCAACUGUGGAGCAUGGGUUAACCCCGCCUUUCAGCUGCACAAAAGUCGCCUAGAUGAAUGCCGCCCUUGAGUAAACACGUUUUUAUUGCAUAAACCUAGAGUAAUACAUUGUAGUAGAGUAGUAUGUAAAUCAGUUUUGAAAUUUUCAUGUUUCUUAAAACUCUUGGAGUAUCAAUGAUUCCCAAUAGAUCUCUGUCUAGUUGUAAUACAAGAUUCUGAGUAUAAAAUUUCCAGUCAGUUGUUCCAUGUUGCCCA
Molecule: messenger RNA, 690 nt
Organism: Ipomoea triloba (trilobed morning glory)
Lineage: Eukaryota; Viridiplantae; Streptophyta; Magnoliopsida; Solanales; Convolvulaceae
Product: probable inactive dual specificity protein phosphatase-like At4g18593
Exons: 3
Coding region: 125-505 (126 amino acids)
Biological process (GO): protein dephosphorylation
Molecular function (GO): protein tyrosine/serine/threonine phosphatase activity
Source: RefSeq, a predicted model, not a curated record